AUGGAGAAACAUAAUGAGAGUGUUGCUAUAUUCAUUCUUUGCAUUGGGAUUAUAGAGCUUGUUGGGCAUGCUCAUGGCCAAUCAAGAACUACUCCUCUAACACCAGCUAUGUUCAUCUUUGGUGACUCUUUGAUAGACUCUGGAAACAACAAUUACAUGCCAACAAUUGCACGAGCAAACUAUUUCCCUUAUGGGAUAGAUUUUGGCCGUCCAACCGGCCGAUUCUGCAACGGUCUUACAGCUGCUGAUUAUAUAGCUCGAUACCUUGGUUUGCCAUUGAUUCCACCGUAUCUAUCUCCACUGUCAAAAGGAAGAAACAUCUUGAGGGGACUCAACUAUGCAUCUGCUGCAGCUGGCAUUCUAGACGAGACCGGGCAAACUUAUGGAGCAAGGACAUCCCUUAAUGGACAGAUUUUGCAAUUUGGGGCCACUAUCAGCCUGGACCUACAAUCAUUUUUCCAAAAUCCUAAUGAGCUGACCCAGUACAUUUGCAAAUCAGUAUUCUUCAUUGGUAUAGGCAGCAACGACUAUAUCAACAAUUAUCUCAAGCCAAACAGGUAUCCCAGCAGCCAAACCUAUAGUGAAGAAGGUUUUGCAGAUCUGCUAAUCAAUACCCUCUCGAUCCAAUUAUCGACAUUGUACAGGUUAGGUGCGAGAAAAAUGGUUGUAGUUGGAGUUGGACCACUCGGGUGCAUACCCGAUCAGUUAUCUACAGCAAAUGGCAACAACAGCUGCGUCAAGCAGGUCAACAACUUGGCUGCCAUGUUCAACAGCCGUCUCAUUCAGCUUGUCGACACUCUCAAUGCCACUCUCCCAGGCUCUUUCUUCAUUUAUCAAAACACCUAUGAUCUCAUCUAUGACAUGGUCACUAAUCCUUCUAGAUACGGGUUUGUGGUGCCAAACAGAGCUUGUUGUGGUAAUGGGAGAUAUGGAGGGAAUCUUACCUGCCUUCCCCUGCAGCAACCAUGUGCUAACAGAAAUCAAUACAUCUUCUGGGAUCCUUUCCAUCCAACCCAAGCUGUCAAUGCAAUUGUAGCUAAGAGCUGCUACGGCAAGUCUGCAACCAAAUGUUAUCCUAUAAGCAUAGACCACCUGGCACAACUAUAG
Messenger RNA from Pistacia vera, 1107 nucleotides. RefSeq names its product GDSL esterase/lipase 7-like. The coding region runs from base 1 to 1107 and encodes 368 amino acids. Gene Ontology annotation, molecular function: hydrolase activity, acting on ester bonds. Lineage: Eukaryota; Viridiplantae; Streptophyta; Magnoliopsida; Sapindales; Anacardiaceae. The transcript has 5 exons. The record is from RefSeq and is a predicted model, not a curated record.